AUGAAGAGAGGCUCAGCUGCCUUGGAGGUCAGGGAACUGAAACUGCAAACACCAACAGCAUCUUGUGUUUUAUCCACCCAGCGGGCAAACUUUGCAAAAGGUGGUGUUCCUACUGAUGACGAGCAGGCGACAGGGCUGGAGAGGGAGGUCAUGAUGGCCGCACGGAAGGGACUGGACCCAUACAAUAUUCUAGCCCCAAAGGCAGCUGCAGGCACCAAAGAAGACCCUAAUUUAGUCCCAUCUAUCACCAACAAGCGAAUAGUGGGCUGCAUCUGUGAAGAGGACAAUAGUACCGUCAUCUGGUUUUGGCUGCACAAAGGCGAGGCCCAGCGAUGCCCUAGCUGUGGAACCCAUUACAAGCUGGUGCCCCACCAGUUGGCCCACUGA
Canis lupus familiaris (dog) is the source of this 387-nucleotide messenger RNA. It is a transcript of the gene COX5B, whose product is annotated as cytochrome c oxidase subunit 5B. NCBI's taxonomy places the organism in Eukaryota, Metazoa, Chordata, Mammalia, Carnivora, Canidae. The record is from RefSeq and is marked provisional. The transcript is spliced from 4 exons. Gene Ontology annotation, biological process: mitochondrial electron transport, cytochrome c to oxygen. Bases 1 to 387 code for a protein of 128 amino acids. Gene Ontology annotation, cellular component: mitochondrial envelope.